Gekko japonicus is the source of this 933-nucleotide messenger RNA. RefSeq names its product family with sequence similarity 181 member A (gene FAM181A). The record is from RefSeq and is a predicted model, not a curated record. Lineage: Eukaryota; Metazoa; Chordata; Lepidosauria; Squamata; Gekkonidae. Bases 1 to 933 code for a protein of 310 amino acids. The transcript has a single exon.
AUGGCCUCGGCGGACAGCGAGGUGAAAACCCUCCUCAACUUCGUCAACUUGGCCUCGAGCGACAUCAAGGCCGCCCUGGACAAGUCGGCCCCCUGCCGCCGCUCCGUCGACCAUAGGAAGUACCUGCAGAAGCAGCUCAAGCGCUUCUCCCAGAAGUACGCCCGCCUGCCCCGGGGCCACCACCACCACCACCACCUGCCCCCGCCGCCGCCGCCGCCACACGCCAGGGAGCGGAGGGCGGCCGAGGAGAGAGCGCGAGGCCCGAGCGCCGACGCCGCGGAGACCCCUGUCGGCCAAAGCAGCGGCGGCGCCCUCCUCAGCCACAACGGCGAGCCCAAGGCCUGCAACAAGGCCGCGGAACCCGGCGACGAGCGGCAGCAGAGCGCCUGCGAGGCCACCUCCAGGCCCGACCAGGUGCCCAUGAGGAAAAGGCAGCUGCCCGCUUCCUUUUGGGAAGAGCCCCGGCCGGCUCCGGGUCCGCUCGGCGUCAGCGCAGGGGCCUUCCCAACGGCCGCCCCUCCUCCUGCCUCCUCCUCCUCCAAGGACCUGCCCCUUUACGAGGGAAAGAAAAGUAAAAAAGCGCCCGACGGUGGCCAGGCCGCUGCCCCCGACAGCCCCUCGAGCGGGCCCGACGCGGAGGCCACCGUCAAAGUGCUGAGCGCCUGGAGCUGCUGCCCUUUUCAGUGCCACGGACCACAAGCCUCCCCCGGCCUCUACCCGUCGGCCCUCAGCGCCGCCCUCCCACCCGCAGCCCCUUUCCCGGCCUUGGGGCUAUGGAGGAAAAGCGCGGCCUCGUCGACAGAAGGGGAAGGCUUCUGCAAGCCGAGCGGCGGCGGGGCGGGCCAGAAGGUGCACCGGCCUGUGGUGUGGAAACCCAUCCCCACCAAGCCAGCCGCGCCGCCGCCCAUCUUCAGUGUCUUCGGGUACAUUUAA